This is a messenger RNA of Acinonyx jubatus (cheetah), 4932 nucleotides long. RefSeq names its product Wnt family member 4 (gene WNT4). The record is from RefSeq and is a predicted model, not a curated record. Lineage: Eukaryota; Metazoa; Chordata; Mammalia; Carnivora; Felidae. Gene Ontology annotation, molecular function: cytokine activity; frizzled binding. Gene Ontology annotation, cellular component: extracellular region. Bases 1500 to 2390 code for a protein of 296 amino acids. Gene Ontology annotation, biological process: neuron differentiation; cell fate commitment; multicellular organism development. The transcript is spliced from 5 exons.
AGGACGGUUAUUUCAGGCUGCCUCCCCUCACUGAGUCUAGCCUAGGGGAGAGGGGUUCCCUGGUCUACUUUAUUUCUCAUUCAAUGCAGGGGGUCCUGAGGCCUUUGAGGCUUGGACACCUCCAUCCCCAUUUGUAGAAGAGGGACUGUCACUCUGACAGAGGGAAAGGCCUCACAGACCCACCAGUUCAGUGUCCCCAUGAGGACCCAAGCUCCGGGUAGGCAGGGACUUGCCCAAGGUCACACUGUGGGCUGGUAGCUCAGCCAGGCCUCCCCAGCCAGCAUUCCCUACCCAGAGAAGCCCUGCCCUUGAACACCUCCCUCCACCAGGAGCCUGGAGCCUGUACAGCCUGACCUGGCCCAUCGGCUGGAUGCAGAGGGAACAGGGGCCAGCUCUGUGCCCCCAUGCCCUUCAGGGAAUAGGGGACCCCACCCUUAUUCAAGAGGCCAGGUCUGGAUCUGAGCAGGAAAGGAUCCAACUUGAGGCCCAACUCCUUGUCCCCUCCCCGGUGGCCUCCCAAACAUGGACCUGGCCCACAGCCAGUAGCUGGGCUCUUGGCGCCCCCUGCAGGCCAAGAGCACCCGGUGGGACUAGGGCCAUAGGGGACCUGGCCCAGGCAAGGGGAGCACCCAGACAGGGCUGAGGAGCCAGUGUGUCCCCUCCCCCUCCAGAUGCACCCUCCCCUUGCCCCUCCACCACCUUCCCACCCUUGUCUCCCCUCUGGGAGGCUCAGGCUCCUGCUAGUCUCUGCAUCCCUGAGGCAGGACCUGGCAGAGAAGACAGGGGGGGGCCUCCAGGAAGCAAGGAAUGUGGGGAGAGGAAGGGAAGGUUGGAUGCCUCAGCCCAAGACCACCCACCUUCUACUCACCCGUGUGCUGCCAGGGAAGUUGGGGGGAUCCUCGCAGCUACAGCACACCUCCCGUGGGCCCGGCUAAGAGCCGGCAGCACCAACCACAUCAAAUCACCUUAAUCUCUCACAGCAGCCCUCUGGGAUAGGAACCAUUAUCUCCAUUUCUAGAUAAAGACAGCUAGACUCAAGCCCCACAACCAGGAGGUGGGGGGCGGGGGGUGGGGGGGCUGAUGCAGCCGUGAGGCGGAAAGUGGGUCCCAGAAUCAGAUCUCCCUCGGGCAUAGAAGGAAACAUCCCCCGCGGUUGGCCAAGAGCUUCCCCUGAAGUGCCCUCCAGGGCCAGUCUGGCUUCACAGCGGCUCCUGGGAACGUGUCAAAAGCCCAGAUGCCCACCCAGCCCCGCCUGGAGCGAGGCCCCGGCACCUGCACUUUCAACAAACCCCACAAACGUUUCGAUGCUCAGCCAGAUUCGAGAACCAUUCCUCUGGGCCAGCCCCCAUGCCUGACACACAGAAUCCACCUGCUGCUCACACACCUCCGGGGGAGGAGAACUCGGCGACCGGUACCUGGCCAAGCUGUCCUCCGUGGGGAGCAUCUCGGAGGAGGAGACGUGCGAGAAGCUCAAGGGCCUGAUCCAGAGGCAGGUGCAGAUGUGCAAGCGGAACCUUGAGGUGAUGGACUCGGUGCGCCGAGGUGCUCAGCUCGCCAUCGAGGAGUGUCAGUACCAGUUCCGGAACCGGCGCUGGAACUGCUCCACGCUCGACUCCCUGCCUGUCUUCGGCAAGGUGGUGACUCAAGGGACCCGGGAGGCGGCCUUCGUGUACGCCAUCUCUUCAGCAGGUGUGGCCUUCGCGGUGACGCGGGCAUGCAGCAGCGGGGAGUUGGAAAAGUGUGGCUGUGACCGGACGGUACAUGGAGUCAGCCCGCAGGGCUUCCAGUGGUCGGGAUGCUCGGACAACAUCGCCUAUGGCGUGGCCUUCUCCCAGUCCUUCGUGGACGUGCGGGAGAGAAGCAAGGGGGCCUCCUCCAGCCGCGCCCUCAUGAACCUCCACAACAACGAGGCUGGCAGGAAGGCUAUCCUGACACACAUGCGGGUGGAGUGCAAGUGCCACGGGGUGUCGGGCUCCUGUGAGGUAAAGACGUGCUGGCGAGCCGUGCCGCCCUUCCGCCAGGUGGGCCACGCACUCAAAGAGAAGUUCGACGGCGCCACCGAGGUGGAGCCACGCCGCGUGGGCUCCUCCAGGGCGCUGGUGCCACGCAACGCACAGUUCAAGCCACACACGGAUGAGGACCUGGUGUAUUUGGAGCCCAGCCCGGACUUCUGCGAGCAGGACGUGCGCAGCGGCGUGCUGGGCACGAGGGGCCGCACGUGCAACAAGACGUCCAAGGCCAUCGACGGCUGCGAGCUGCUGUGCUGCGGCCGGGGCUUCCACACGGCCCAGGUGGAGCUGGCCGAGCGCUGCAGCUGCAAAUUCCACUGGUGCUGCUUCGUCAAGUGCCGGCAGUGCCAGCGGCUGGUGGAGCUGCACACGUGCCGGUGACAGGCAGCGUCAGCCCCGCGCCAGCAACCAGCUCGCGGCCCGAGGGAGGCCGGUAAUUUAAACAGCGCCCCCACACCUACCCCAAGGGAUACUGGCUGUACUUUUUGUUUUGGUUUGGUUUUUGGGUCCUCCUGUUAUUUAUUGCUGAAACCAGGCGGGCGGCCCCAAGGGCACCAGCCAGGGCCUCCUCGAAGCCUGGGCCUUUGUGGCCGCCACUGACCAAAGGGAUCUCGCUCGUGCCUCUGGCUGUCCACAUGUGGCCACUGCUGACCACUCGGUUGUUAACUGCAUCUGUUUUUCUACUCACAGACUUCAGCUGGGUAAUGAGGAGCGUUGGUCACAUGCCUACUGACCCUGCCAUGUAGGGAAGGAGGCGGCCCUAUGGCAGGGGGAAAUCAGUGCCAUCUCGAGGGAAGCUGCACCCCUGCACGUACACACCGGCCCCUGGCAGCUUCAGCCUGGUCUCCCAAGCCCCUGGAAAGGGAACGGGCAGAUACCAGCUCAAGGGCAAAGGGUUCGUUUGGCCCUCCACGGGCGGCCGGAGGUUCAGUCUCUGUGGGACCUUCCAGGCAGGAAGAGCAGGCGAGACAAGGGCAAGAGAAGGUGCUAGUCCCACCUUGGAGCCCAGCCCACCCAGCCCCCCCAGUCAAAGCCGCCACUCCCUGGUCACUCCCAGACAGGAGCACCAGCUGCCAUCUUGGACCAGAGGUCCCAGCCAGGCCUUUGCAGUGACACCUCUUGACGUGUCUCCUCACAGUGCCACUCGUCUGUGAGACGAAGAAUGGACAUCACACAUGCAGAGGAACCCGGCCAGUGGAAAAGCCCUGUCCCACCCAUUAUUUCACUCACUGAACCGAAUUUACUGAGCAAAUACCAUGGUCUGAGCCCUGUACUGGGCCAUCCCAUAGGACGAUCACAACAGUCCUGGGAGGUGCACAAGACAGAGAUGCUUGUGCCCAUUUUACAGCAGAAGGGGGCACUGCUCAGCCAGGUCCCAGAGCACGCUAAUCAGAAGCACAGCCAGAAAAGCCCUCCAGACAAGGUUCCUCCUGGGCGCCUUACCCAAAGGCCCAGGAACUGGAGGUCUCCUUGGGGAGGAAGUGGGGCCAGGAAGUAGCAGAAGCCACAGACCACAGGCUAGACAAGCAGCCACAUGGCUCCAGGGCGCAGAAGAUGGACAGCUAGAAGGCUGGCGAAGUGAGGUGUCCGCAGCUGAGGCGACCCUGCCCCCAGGUACCCUGGGCACUGAAGAAGAGCCCCCCAGAGAAAUCACCAGUAGCCUGGGCCUGGCCCUGCGCCCCAGCCAAACCAGCAGGAGCACAGCCCAAACUUCUGUGACCAGGACAUGCACACAGCAAGACUCGGCCUGACCCCACUGCUGCUUCUCAGGUGGGCUCCCAACCACCAUAAGAGCUCGCUGUCAGCUCAGUCUCCAAAUUGUCCCCUUAAUGGGGCCCCAGGCUCCUGGUUCGAGAUCUUGAGCUCUGGGAUCCCCAGCUGGAGAUUCUCAGACCCCAAGCUCUUGGUUCCAGGGUUCCAUGUCUGAAUUCAAAGUCCCAGAUUGAGAAUAUGGGUUCCGGCCUGUAGAAGCUCUCCUCCAGGCCUUGUGGUUUGUGCCUCCUGGUGCUGGCUUCCUCACGAAGAAAGGGUCAACACCCUUGGCCCCAAGCCAAACUCUCUGCUCAACGUCCAUCCAAGAAGGCCAAAACCAAGUGAGAUGCUGCAGCCACACUGGAAUGAGGGGUAAUCUUGGGGCCGGCAGGCUCUGAUGUGGAUGAAAGCUGAGCCCACUAAGUGUCCCCACAGCGGCCCAGCUGGACUCACUGCUCCUCUGGCAGGCUCUGUUCAGCUGUCUGCUCAGUGCCAGGGAAAAUGCUAUCCCUCACUGGCAGAGGCCAGACCCAGACAAAGAAAGCAUGGGAGACCCCUCCCCCUCCAGAGACAGGGCAGAGCCACUCUCCCCCACCCCCAAAUCCUGUCCUCAGAGCCAGAGGACUGGAAGGUCCAGGCUGGAUGCUGGUAUUAUGGAUACUGCCCCAGGAAAAAAUGAGAGGGUCUGUGUCCACUCACAGGCUUCACCUUUCCACCUGCCUGGGGGCUCUCUCAAAGCUGACCACCCUGGGGUUCUGAAGGGUAUGGCCUCUGUAAAGCAGACUAGAAUCUAGGAGCCUCUGCCCAGUCCUACCAUCACCAGCACCCCAAAGGCCAAAGGGACCCACAACUACAUGAAAAUGGAGCUUCCUUGGAAACACCCAGCUCCCAACUGUCCCAAAUAAAGAGGAGGAACCAGCCCAUGCCUUAGGUAGCCCACCCACUCUGGAAGCUGGCCAGAGGUUCCGAGUCCUGCCCGAAACUCUCUCCAUUAGUCUCCACAAGGCAAAGGUGAUGUCCUCUGAGGCCAAGGGCUAGAUAAGCCCCAGCUCUGGAUGCUGCUACCCCUCUGCUGCCCAUACCCCAUCCUCUAAUUUUUAUACUAGGCCCCUUGCCAUUGUGACACCCCCAUGAAAUAGUCUGAUGCACGAUAAAAUGAUUAUUUCUUUAU